Calliphora vicina (urban bluebottle blowfly) is the source of this 2194-nucleotide messenger RNA. RefSeq names its product zwilch (gene Zwilch). The record is from RefSeq and is a predicted model, not a curated record. The transcript has 6 exons. Bases 31 to 1950 code for a protein of 639 amino acids. Gene Ontology annotation, biological process: mitotic spindle assembly checkpoint signaling; protein localization to kinetochore. Gene Ontology annotation, cellular component: RZZ complex. NCBI's taxonomy places the organism in Eukaryota, Metazoa, Arthropoda, Insecta, Diptera, Calliphoridae.
AUAUUUAAAAACAAUAAAUAAUAUACGAAAAUGUCUUCAAAUUUAGCUAAUGUCUAUGCAAAUUUAUUACGGAAAUAUGGAGAGAAUUAUAUGAUAACUUAUUCCACAUCUCCAACUUAUUUAAACAACAUUGUUGGUGCUGCCGAGAAUCCUGGGAAGAUUAUACUUUUUUAUGUGGAGGAUCGUUCAAAAGGAAAAACACUGAACUUUGUUUCACCUUCCAAGUUGAACAUAAAAAAAUCCACAAACGUUGAUUUAGAUUUAACUGGCAGCCCUUUAAAAGAUGAUUGCGAAGUGGACGCUAUAGGCGAUAUGUCUUUAGAACUCAACUUGAUUUCUUUAAAUCCAUGGAAACCCGAAGAAGAAUAUCACAAGGGCAUAUCUGUGGAUAAGGCCAGAAAUAUUAUGACAUUGGAAGACUUUCAAAAAUGUGCAACAAGUGCAGAUGCUAUUGGCUCUGUGUGGUUCUUAUGUUCGUGCGCAGAUUUUCCAAAGACUCUCUUGUUACAAUAUGAAUUUGGACGUAGCCAAAACACCAGAGGCAUUAUCAAUUAUAUGGGUAUUAUAGCAUCGCAUGCUGUAACGAGUCAAUCACUGUUGCAGCAGCACUAUGCCUUAGUUGGCAGAGAUGUUCGUGUUGAAACACAAAUUGAAAAUACAUAUCAUAUCAAAUCGAAUAUUUCUAUAAAAUGCUCUUGGACAACAAAUUCAGUGACACCAUCAUUAAUAGAACUGAGAAGUUGUGAUGUCAUACUAAAACAAACAUUUCGUUUUGGUGAUAGCACCUCAUUGACAGAGGAUUUUAUUAAUCAAUUGCGUAUUCUAAUGGCUAUACGUGAUGAAAUCAUUUCAUAUAAACAAUCGGAAAAUUCAGAUGUGGCAAAGGAACCUAGUUAUUCAUGUGGCAUUGGUAUUGAUAUGGUAGAACUACGUGAAAACAUCAAUAAAGUUAUGACCGAAAUAUCCGAAAUAGACGCUAGUAGUGGUGCAGAACGUGAUAUUGAGGAUGUUAUACAAAAUGCUAAAAUAAGACGUCUUAAUGACUUAACCGAUAAAUUGUGGGACAUUUUAAAACAAUGCUCAUCUUAUAAGGAUUUAAAAAUGGCUUAUAAUAUACUAUUUCAAUGUGCUGCCCGUUGUAAUAUUGUGAAUACUCCUACAAAUAAAAACCGUUUAGCCGAGAUCAUUACCGAGGUGGCAAAUCGUCGCUUAGCUAUACCUUGUCUUUCGGGUUCUGAGCCAUUGGAAUUAUUGUUGGAAAUUGGUUUGGAAAAACUAUACAAAGACUAUGAAUACAUAUUUGUUGAGAGUAAAGUUUGCAGUGCAAAUGAUUUAAAGAAUAAAAGUCUUGCCCACGAUAACAAAGAAAAUGAUGCAGUUGUGCCAAAUGUUCGUAAAUCCCUGCGAAAUGCUGUUAUGCAAGACAAUGCAGCCAUGCGUAAAACAUUGUUGCAUAAUGACUUCAAAAGUACUGGCAACCAAAUGAAAAACGAUAUAAUUUGUUUCAAAAAUAGUAACUUUGAUGAGCAUGAAAGUGCUAAGACACUGGCAAAACUAUUGCAAAUUCAUUGUACUCUAGAACAUUUACUAAUGAUUCAUAUACAUUUGAAUUUGAGCCGUGUCUACUAUGAGGUCUGCGAUCAAUUGCUGCGCAAAACACCACGUACUGUCGAUAUGAUCGGCGAUUCAUUGACCGAUGAAAUGGAAAUACAAUUGUCAGCCGACUAUAUACGUGAACUUUUGACAGGUAAGGAACCACACUCACGACGCAUUACAAUGAGUUCAAAAAAUAAAUUACGUGAAGUAAAGUCGACCUUCUAUUUCAAUAUGGAGAAUAUAUGUCCACCCAACAUAUCUGAAUGUUUUAAUGCCGAUGAAAAAGAAUACAGCAAAGAGAAUGUUUAUUAUAAUUGGUUAUAUCGUAAAAUAACAACGGUACAAAAUCACUGAAUGCACUUCAACAAUGUUAAGUGGUUUUAGUAGUCUUGUAAUAAGCUGUUCAAUUACGCAUGUUUAUUCUUUAUGUUUUACUACUAUAUAUACUAUUGUAAAUGUAAUUGCUAAAAAAGCAUAUAUGUAAAUAACAAAAUCAACAAUUGCCAACGAAGACUUACAAAUUGUUAAGCUUUGUUUUGAUUCUGUUUAAUUUUAUUCAUUUUCGUUUGUUUUACAUUUAAAAAUAUCUUAAAAUAAA